UUGCGUCAAAGGGUGGGGGCUCAAAGGUGUGCGUUUUAAUACCACUGUACGUCUGCGUCCAUGCCCACACGGAAUUGAAAUGGCGGAGACUACGGACAGAAUGGAGAUUUCUCAGGGGGAGAGCUCGGCCAAGCCUGCAGCAGAAGACAUGACUUCUAAGGACUACUACUUUGACUCAUAUGCCCACUUCGGUAUCCAUGAGGAGAUGCUGAAAGAUGAAGUGCGCACCCUGACCUACAGGAACUCAAUGUUCCACAACAAGCACCUGUUCAAGGAUAAGGUGGUGUUGGAUGUGGGCAGUGGGACUGGCAUCCUCUGCAUGUUUGCAGCCAAAGCUGGUGCUAAGAAAGUCAUAGGCAUUGAGUGCAGCAGUAUUUCUGACUAUGCUGUGAAGAUCGUCAAGGCCAACAAAAUGGACCACAUUGUGACUAUCAUCAAGGGGAAGGUGGAGGAGGUGGACCUACCUGUAGAGGGAGUUGACAUUAUCAUCUCAGAGUGGAUGGGCUACUGCCUCUUCUAUGAGUCAAUGCUCAACACUGUCAUCUACGCCAGGGACAAGUGGCUGAAACCAGAGGGCCUGAUUUUCCCAGACAGGGCUACCCUGUAUGUCACAGCCAUUGAGGACAGACAGUACAAGGACUAUAAAAUCCACUGUGAGAAUUCCUCUAAAUUUUGGGGGUGGGAGAAUGUGUACGGUUUUGAUAUGUCCUGCAUCAAGGAGGUGGCCAUCAAGGAGCCCCUGGUGGAUGUGGUGGACCCCAAACAGCUGGUCAGCAGCGCCUGCCUCAUCAAGGAGGUGGACAUCUACACAGUGAAGAUCGACGACCUGUCCUUCACCUCGCCCUUCUGCCUGCAGGUGAAGAGGAAUGACUACAUCCACGCUCUCGUCACCUACUUCAACAUCGAGUUCACGCGCUGUCACAAGAGGACGGGCUUCUCCACCAGUCCAGAGUCCCCCUAUACCCACUGGAAGCAGACUGUAUUCUACCUGGACGACUAUCUGACUGUGAAGACUGGAGAGGAGAUUUUCGGAAACAUCAACAUGAAGCCCAAUGUCAAAAACAACAGAGACCUGGACUUCACCGUUGACAUAGACUUCAAGGGUCAGCUCUGUGAGGUGUCCAAGACCUCAGAGUACAGAAUGCGUUAGGUGCCCUCUUCUCCCACACCCCAUUGUGUGUUUGUGAACGGGGGAGUGCUGAAGGAAGAUCAGGGGUCAGUGUGUGUCUGUAUGAUCACUUAAUUCUCAUCCUCCAGAACUUGACUAGUACUCCUAAGCAAUGUUUGAAAUAUUCUGUCUUGCUUUCUUGUAAUGUUUGAUCAGUUCUGAGGUUUAAAACGACUAAAAGACCAGUGGAAAGACAUGACGACUUAUUGUGCAAUAGUCACUGAAAUCAUGUUUUUACAUGUGCUUAUGUCUGUUCAGAUCGUGAUCUUAGCAUGUGCUUAAACUCAACGCACACACACUGACCCCCUCACCUGCCUGUACAUAGUGUUAUUGUUCAGUCACAUUGGCCUCUGUUGUACAGUCACGGAUCUUGUUGACAUGGCAGACCCCCCCCCCCCCCCCCCCUGUUUUCAUAAGAAGCGCCUCCUGUGGCAGGUUUGUCCCCCCCCGCCAGCCAAUUAUAUUGUCUGUUUGGGGGGGGUGCAAGUCCGCCAUUGGUGUAUUUUAAAUUCCAAAUGAGCGUAAUUGGAGGAAAUCCUCUCCAGGCUGUAAAAAGCAGUUGUAGCUGUGAUAUCUGACUACCAUUCAGCCUAUCUUGAAUCAUGUCUGAUUGGAUAGCUCUGUGCUGAUGACCCCCCCCCCCCCUUUCACUAGACUGACCGUACGCAGUUUUUUCUCAUCCAGCAGGUGUGGGUGAUGUAGUCUAACCAUGGAGCAGUUAUAAUUUUCCCAAUUCAGAUCGGUCUUUGCUCAAGCUGUUCCCUGUUCUAGCAAUCAGACUUCAUUAGAGCCCCCUACUAAGAAAAGCAAACAUGUUUUAAUUAGAGGGGAGUUAAGCCCAGUGUACCUUAGUGAUAGACCUGAAGAUGUAUGGUUUAUUGGGACCACAAAGCAUCCACUCUUGCCAGUGUUGGAAUAAACGAGAUCCCUCUAACCUGUUGUCGUCCCUGCCUGCAUUCAGUAGCAUUGGUUUAGCCAAUCCCAGGGGCCCUUGUUUGCUGGAUUAUCUGCCUGGUUUGCCCUCUAGCGCAAAGUGCAGCACAUCUGAAACAAAUGUAUGGCCAGACUGCCAGCCAGAAGGGGCUGUCAACCUCAGAUUGGUUAUUUCCAGUGUGGGCUAUGCAGGGUGGAGAUGAGUUAGACCGGACUGUUUCAUGUUAUGUUUUUUGUCCUUGCUGCUUUAUGUGACGUUUUGAGUGUGGACCAUCACUUUUUUUUUUUUUUCAUCUUUUUAAAAAAUAAAACUGAAAUAUUA
Molecule: messenger RNA, 2423 nt
Organism: Salvelinus fontinalis (brook trout)
Lineage: Eukaryota; Metazoa; Chordata; Actinopteri; Salmoniformes; Salmonidae
Product: protein arginine N-methyltransferase 1
Exons: 10
Coding region: 80-1150 (356 amino acids)
Cellular component (GO): nucleus
Molecular function (GO): protein-arginine N-methyltransferase activity
Source: RefSeq, a predicted model, not a curated record